Messenger RNA from Penaeus indicus, 661 nucleotides. RefSeq lists its product as uncharacterized. The record is from RefSeq and is a predicted model, not a curated record. Gene Ontology annotation, molecular function: large ribosomal subunit rRNA binding; structural constituent of ribosome. The transcript is spliced from 3 exons. The annotation marks the transcript as partial. Lineage: Eukaryota; Metazoa; Arthropoda; Malacostraca; Decapoda; Penaeidae. Gene Ontology annotation, biological process: translation. Gene Ontology annotation, cellular component: cytosolic large ribosomal subunit; ribosome.
AUUUUGUGCUGCGAUUGCCCAGCCAUAAUGUAUCAAACUCUAAUCAAGGUAGUUAUACACUUUAUUACAGGACCCCCAGAGUUUCUGUGGACUUCCUCAGUGUUAGUUGCAACCAGCAGUUUUCAUUUUUUAUUGUUCUUUACCUGCAGAUUAGGUUUUGAUUGGAGGGCUUUCUGGCCAACUAGCACUAACCCAGGGGUUCAACAAUUGAAUUUUGCAGUCUUUAUUUUAAAUUUUAGAUAUUUUGAUAGACUAGAUGAGUUAAUUGAACUUGUGUAUUUACCAACAGUUAAGCAUAAUGGAAACUUGACCCUGGACCAGAUGAUUGACAUUGCCCGCACAAUGAGACCACGUUCCCAGGCAAAGGCCCUCUCAGGUACUCUGAAGGAGGUUCUGGGAAGUGCACAGAGUGUUGGGUGCACAGUCGAGGGACAGAACCCCCAUGACAUCAUUGAGGGUAUUAACGAUGGCAGCGUCGAAGUCCCUGAAGAGUAAGCUGUGGCAUUACCCAGCCAGCCAACACACCUUAUCCCUGGGAGAAGAAUACACAAAGAGACCAGGAUUCUCUGACCAAGAAUGCAUUUGUUUGGGAUUGCACAUUCCCCUUUGCUCUCAUUCCAUAUUGUGUGAAAAUCUCAUGGGUAAUAAAGUGUGAAGGUGA